CUUUCCUUCAGUAAAGUAACUUUUAUAACCUUAAAAAAAACGCCGCAAACGACACGUGUUAAUUUGUUUUUUUUAACAGAUUUUAUCAUUAAAUAAAUAAUAAUGGUCCUGUGUAACAUAAAAUGUGUGCAGAGAAUAUCAAAAUAUUUAGAUGUCACACCUGGAAAAGUGCACAUGUCGGAAAAUAAUGUAGUUGCUAUGGAUAAUUUAAUUAAAAAUCAGUCAAUUGAAGGAUUUAGUACAAUCGUUCAAGCACUAACGAGUUCUUCAAAUUUGAAAAAUCUUCUUGGAGAUGAUGCUGUAUCACGAGCUUUAACUCAACAAUGGCUUGAAUAUGCAUCUGUUUGUGCAAAUUACGCUGAUAAUUCUGCAAAUACCAAAAGAGUAUUAAAGGAAAUGAAUACGUUUCUAAAAUCCACCACAUAUUUAGGAGGAACAAAAUUAUCCGUCGCUGACGUCUCCUUAUAUUAUAUUUUGCAUUCUAUAAUGAGAGACUUGACGCCUUUGGAAAAAAGGGAAUAUAUUCAUGUUUCAAGAUGGUUUGAAAAUUUGCAAAAUGAUGAGAAAAUAAGACAGAAGUUAGAAUUAAUCAAUCUCAAUAUAAUGUAUAUGCAAUUGUGAAGAUAGAAAAUUUAUUUUUCCCCUUUUUGUAAGUUUUAAUACAAUUAAAUUUAAUUUAAAUCCA
Molecule: messenger RNA, 685 nt
Organism: Leptopilina boulardi
Lineage: Eukaryota; Metazoa; Arthropoda; Insecta; Hymenoptera; Figitidae
Gene: AIMP3
Product: eukaryotic translation elongation factor 1 epsilon-1
Exons: 4
Coding region: 103-621 (172 amino acids)
Biological process (GO): positive regulation of DNA damage response, signal transduction by p53 class mediator
Cellular component (GO): cytoplasm; aminoacyl-tRNA synthetase multienzyme complex; nucleus
Source: RefSeq, a predicted model, not a curated record